CGUAACUCGCGUUGGCCCAUGUCGAGGCUCAAGGCUCGAGCAUCCCUCGCUACAUGUCGCAUUUGUGUUUUUCAUUUUCAGAGUGGAACGACACUAACACGACCGAGUGCCAGCAGUGCGGCAAGACCUUUGCCAAACACAAAGACUUGAUCUUCCACACGAGGCACGCGUGCUGUUAUCAGAAAUGCAGGAUUCGUACCGUGAAACGGGACGACGGUUUUAACCGUCCCGGCAGCUUGGACUGCAAUCAGUGCGGCAAGACGUUCAAACGGCUGAAAGAUCUCAAUUAUCACGUUCGCUACUUGUGCGGGAUCCGGGGGAUACAAUGCCCGUACUGCAGCAAGUGUUACACGUACACGUCCAACGUCAAGUAUCACAUAAGCCGCUAUCACCAAGGGAAGGAAGUUUAUUACAAUAAACUCUACUGAACGGGUCGCGAACUCGCGUUUCACGCGACAUCCCCUCGAUGGGUCUCUUUAGACGUUGUCCAUCCCUGUUCCUUCGUCU
This is a messenger RNA of Colletes gigas, 507 nucleotides long. Its product is annotated as zinc finger protein 211-like. NCBI's taxonomy places the organism in Eukaryota, Metazoa, Arthropoda, Insecta, Hymenoptera, Colletidae. The coding region runs from base 54 to 428 and encodes 124 amino acids. The transcript has a single exon. The record is from RefSeq and is a predicted model, not a curated record.